AUUUGUUUUUUUUAAAACCUUAGUUUUCGAGUCUUCAGUCAUCACAGAAAAUCCGUUGUAUUAUAGAGAUAGCAUACAUACAAGAAAAAGGAUAUCUAAGAUAGGAUAAAGGUGGAUGACAAACGAUGCAGGUGAAUGAAACAAUUCAUCACACUUGCUGUUUCUCAUUUUAUCCUCGUCCAGUUUAUGAGCAUGCGCAUGCGCAAGACUGGUGGCUAGGUAUUUAUCUUGACGCUUUUCGAGAAUGACCUUUGUCUUAAGUGUCAGACACGAGUACAGUACAAAAAAAACACGAGCAGAGUAUUAUGUUAAUCACAGAUUCAAAAAGAAUACACUAAUAACGAACAGCCUGUCAUUAAGAACAUAAGGGCCUCUCAUUUGAACCUCACAGUGCUAUCUAAUUAUACACAAAAACAUUUGCAAGACAAGGGAAAGAAAUCCAUACCGGAGACAAAAUUCCAUCGCACAAAUGUCUAGCACAAGUUUUUUGGGCUAUCUUAGCAGUCUCAUAACGAGUGGAGACUUGAAAUCACUUCAUGGUCGCCUGGUAACUUUAUUUGACGAAAGCUACCGCUACACAUGUGAAGAAACAAUGUCGAUUUGUUGUGAGCUUCUUGAAGAGAACGCUCGUGUUCAAACAAAGUUGUUUCGCCUAAUGUACCUCUGUAGUGAGGAUGGUGGCCUGUACGGAGGGAUUGAACCACUGAAGAAGAAGCUUCUGCCAUGGCUGGGUUCUAGUGGGUUCCUGAGCAAAGAUUCGCAGGAGGAAGUGAAGUUGGUGAGAGAAAGAUAUGAACGGACCGUGUCGAGGUUGGAGGAAGACCUGAAAGCAGCUCAAAGGGAGGCUGGUGAACUACGACUGAAAUUGUCUGAAAGCGAACAAGAUUUAAAGAGACUUACUAUUAAAGUGACAGACAAUGCGAAGAACGAUCGCUUAUAUAGCGAGCUGGAAAAAAGGUUAGCAAGUACAACUUUAGAUUUGGCUGCGAAGGAAAACGAAAUUCGACAAGUCAAAGAUGAGACCGACCAGUUAAAACGCGAGAACUCCAAUCUUUAUUCGCGCUUACAGAAGCAUAUCUUAGAUGCCGAACCAGAACCCAUUCCUGUCAUCACCAAGCCAUUCACCGAUGGCAUUCUUCCACAUGAACGUACCUUGAAGUUAUUAGAGAGAUUUGCAGAACUGUAUGGCAGCGAACGCCUUGAAGUAAUGGACGCUUUAMGAGGACUCGCAAAUAGAGACACAAAUGAGCGCUUGAUCUUCUGUAUCAUAGAGGAAUGUUUUAUGGUGUGCAAGUCAGAACAGCGUCGAAUGCGCAAGAAAGUGCAGCAAGCACUGCAACCGACACAUGGCAGUCUAAUGRACACUCAGCAAACCAAUGAUAUUAUCGAAAGCUACAUGUUGAGGAAUGGAGACAACUACGAUGUGGAAACAUUGAUUCCGGAAGUCAUCAAAUGUCUUCAUCGCAACCCUUCUAUCAACCAACAUAUCCCGUACAACGAGAAGCUAUACGUGCCAUUCCUACGCCAAUGUCUUCGUGUCGUGUGGUCCUUGACUUCUCUAAAGCCUCCAGUAGACAUUGCGAUUGCACUCGAAGGAGACAUGAUAAACGAGAUGCGAUACAGACGAGCGUAUAACUCCGAGUUCAGCGCCACAUCAGUUCAUCACUUCGUGUGGCCAGCUCUGAUGAGAGAAUCAAAGGUUGUUGCAAAAGGAGAAGUGGUGACGAGAAGAAUAAAGGCCAUCAAGUCAAGAAAGGAAUCGCCAAGUAACUCACGCCCUCAGAGUGCCGAGCCAUUGUCUAGUACAUUGAGCUACGACCUUGGGAUUGGUUCCUUAUCAUCAUCUUGGAGUGAAACGUCUGCCUAUAAGCGUUACUCUCCUUAGAAGAUUACAGAGAAGACAAACAAACCUUCAGUCUGUCAUCCUUCCACAAUGCUGAAGUGUUAAACACAUAUACAUACAUAUACAGAAACAGUCACCUGUUAGUUUUURUUUACCAGGAUUUCAUUGUGUGGAUAAAAAUAAAGCUUCACCUUUAUGUGGCAAUAAUCAUCUAAAUGUUACCAUCCAUUCAAUUAAUGCUAAUUACUGCAAUUUUCAUAAACAUGCAAACUCUGUGUCUCCGACUUGCACRCUGAAUUUUUUUUGCUGCCACCAGUCAAAAGUAUGAAAGGUACCGACUGAUAGGGUUUGAUAGACGGCAGGAAAAAAACAAAUAUUUCAGAGUGCAGCUUGCAGACAUAGAGUUUACAUGUUUAUGAAAAUUGGCGUUAGGUCGUACWCGCAUGCCAUCCAUUGCCCAUAAUUUUGGUACUAUGCAAUUAUCUUCGAUUGGCUUAUUAAAUGAUGAGAAUUUUUUUAUUAAAUAAUGAAAAUUUUU
Actinia tenebrosa (Australian red waratah sea anemone) is the source of this 2381-nucleotide messenger RNA. RefSeq names its product mitochondria-eating protein. The record is from RefSeq and is a predicted model, not a curated record. Gene Ontology annotation, cellular component: mitochondrial outer membrane. Lineage: Eukaryota; Metazoa; Cnidaria; Anthozoa; Actiniaria; Actiniidae. Gene Ontology annotation, biological process: mitochondrial protein catabolic process; mitophagy by internal vacuole formation.